AUGAGCGGCCGCCUUGCAAUACUCAUCAAACCCGCUUACGUCCCUCCGCACCAAGUCCGCAUUGUUGCUCGGGGAGAUCAGUUCUCUCAGGCGGAGGCCGAUGAUUCGUGGGAGCCGGCCAAGUACCUUACGACGAAGCCUCGGCCGAUCAUCCUGCUGUGGAAAGUCUCAACGCUUGUACUUACCAUUCUCGCUCUAUAG
This is a messenger RNA of Pleurotus ostreatus (oyster mushroom), 201 nucleotides long. RefSeq lists its product as uncharacterized. The record is from RefSeq and is a predicted model, not a curated record. Lineage: Eukaryota; Fungi; Basidiomycota; Agaricomycetes; Agaricales; Pleurotaceae. The transcript has a single exon. Bases 1 to 201 code for a protein of 66 amino acids.